Messenger RNA from Gongylonema pulchrum, 861 nucleotides. Lineage: Eukaryota; Metazoa; Nematoda; Chromadorea; Rhabditida; Gongylonematidae. The record is from the annotation of a GenBank genome assembly.
AUGAUAUUGUGCGCGGUAUUCUUCAUGCUCCUUGCUGUUCUUGUUACACCAAUACCUUCAACUUCAAAAGCAACGUCAGCAACAACGACAACAUCGUCAUCAGCAACAAUAACAACUACAGCAAGACCCACAACAACAACGACUAGCAGCAAAAACUUCUACAAUAACUUUAUCAACGAACUGAUUGCCGACCACAACAGCUCGGGCAUUUAUUUAUCGCUUGAUAACAAAACCGGGAUUGAAUUUUACAAUAACUUAAUCAAUGAACUGCUCAGCAACAGCAGCUCAGACAUUGACUUGCAUGUUAGCAGCGAUGAUCCCAGUGUGGUCGUGUCGCUUGAGACCAAUCACUCGCACGUCGAAUUACAGCUGGACAUUGGUGAUCCUCGCAAUGAAAUAUUGUUGGACAUUGACGGUAAUAACAGACUGGCGUUCAAGGCUGGCGAUCCAAACACCAAUUUAUUGCUAGGAAACGAUGCUCAUGACAUUGAUUUAUGGUUCGGGAGAAACUGCAAUAACAAUAACUACAACAGUAACAGCAAUGUGGAAUACUACAACAACUUUAUUAAUGAGCUUAUUAAUGGCAAUGGUACUGAUAACAGCUUGGUCAAUUUGCUAAUAAAUAAAUAUGGCGUGCCUUACACCAGCUACAUAAUCGGUGGGCUAAGAAAUGGUAAUGAUACUGAAUACUACAACAAAUUGAUCAACGCUUUACUUAUUGAGAACGGCAUGAAUAACCGCAACAACAUGACCAAUUUACCGAUGGAAAGCAGAAAUGGCUCAAACAACACAAGAGGCGUUGUCUACAAUAAUUUAAUCAGUAGGUUAUCAAUAAAACAGAAACGGCACAAAGUAGUGUAA